UGAUCUAUAAGAAAGUUAAGUUAGGUAUCAUGGGGAAAAUUUUGCUUGUCAGUUACUCUGAUCUAUUUUAUUUUAUUUUCUGCUUACGGAUGCAAUUCUGUAACUUUUGUACUAUGAACUUCCAACAGUUAUUAUGUCAUUUCUAAAUGAUACCAGCCUAAUCCCAGCUUCAUUCAUCCUUAAUGGCAUCCCUGGGCUGGAAGAAGUGCAUUUGUGGAUCUCCUUCCCCCUGUGUACCAUGUACAGCAUUGCCAUUACAGGGAACUUUGGCCUUAUGUACCUCAUCUACUCUGAAGAGGCCUUACACAGACCUAUGUACAUCUUCCCAGCCCUUCUGUCCUUCACAGAUGUGCUCAUGUGCACCAGCACACUUCCCAACACCCUCUGCAUAUUGUGGUUCAACCUCAAGGAGAUUGAUUUUAAUGCCUGCCUGUCCCAGAUGUUCUUUGUCCACACGUUCACUGGGAUGGAGUCUGGGGUGCUCAUGCUCAUGGCCCUGGACCGCUUUGUGGCCAUCUGCUACCCCCUGCACUAUGCCACUAUUCUCACUAAUUCAGUCAUUGCCAAGGCCGGGCUCAUCACUUUUCUUAGAGGUGUAAUGCUUGUUAUCCCUUUCACUUUCCUCACUAAGCGCCUACCAUACUGCGGAGGCAAUGUCAUACCCCACACCUACUGUGACCACAUGUCUGUGGCGAAGAUAUCCUGUGGUAAUGUCAAGGUCAAUGCUGUCUAUGGUCUGAUGGUUGCCCUUCUGAUUGGGGGUUUUGAUAUCUUGUGCAUCACAAUUUCCUACACCAUGAUUCUUCGAGCAGUGGCGAGUCUGUCAUCAGCAGACGCUCAACAGAAGGCCUUUAGCACCUGCACUGCCCACAUUUGUGCCAUCGUCAUCACCUAUGUUCCAGCCUUCUUCACCUUCUUUACACACCUUUUUGGGGGGCAUACCAUUCCACCCCACGUACACAUUAUCAUGGCUAAUCUCUAUCUGCUCAUGCCUCCCACAAUGAACCCUAUUGUGUACGGAGUGAAAACCAAGCAGAUACGUGAAUGUGUCAUUAGGUUCCUGUUUAAGGGAAAGGACAUUUCUUCUCAUAACAUUUAGAGAACCUUCUGUGAAGUUGGAGAUUCCUUAGCCAGGUUGAGAUCACCAAGUCAAUAAGGAACCAAGCAAAGGAAACGAGAUUUUUAGUCACUCAAAAUAUUUUCACAUGACUCAGAUAUUUCAACUUCUUUUAAAAGGGUAUCACCAUGGUCAUGUAGGCAAAGAUCCACUCUUCUGAAACCCCAUGUUCUCCAGAGUCUCUUUAUUUGUAGGGGACUUCAAAGUUCAUUGCAUUUAAUUAUCGAGGACAGAGAACUCUACCUUGAAUGACAACCUGUAUGAGUUUGCAGCCCAGUGGCUGGAUCACUAGGACUGGAGCUGAACCUUUUU
Messenger RNA from Loxodonta africana (African savanna elephant), 1429 nucleotides. Its product is annotated as olfactory receptor 52N1. The coding region runs from base 134 to 1099 and encodes 321 amino acids. Gene Ontology annotation, biological process: G protein-coupled receptor signaling pathway. Gene Ontology annotation, molecular function: G protein-coupled receptor activity; olfactory receptor activity. NCBI's taxonomy places the organism in Eukaryota, Metazoa, Chordata, Mammalia, Proboscidea, Elephantidae. Gene Ontology annotation, cellular component: plasma membrane. The record is from RefSeq and is a predicted model, not a curated record. The transcript has a single exon.